AUGGAUAUAAGUCGAUCUCAUCUAGAUGUUGAGACAGGAGAUGUCUUGGAAAGAAGGCAUUCGGAUACCUCAAUGCUCCAGCCUCAACAUCAUAUGAUCCCUCAUCCUGGUUAUCAACAUCCACAUUUUGCUAUCAUCUUUCUUGAUCAUGAUGGCCGCAUUAAGGUGGAGUCCUCGCCAUCAAUUGCUGGAUGUGGCGGUGCCAUAUUCACACCGGACGUGACAGACCGGUUCAUGGAAGUGGCUAUUACCGAUAACGAAGCUAUGAGGUUCAACAACUCGAUCCAGGCACCCCCUUCACCAUGGGACAUGCAACCACAACCACCACAAGCUGAAUGGAUUUCCACAGCACCAGCUGAUAUGAUACCCUGCGAGUGGCAGUCACUUCAAGGCCGACGGAAAAGACGUGACGGAAAGCGAAGAAAGACCUCCACUCGCGAUACUAAGCGCAAAUUAAACCCUAAGUCAAGAUCCAACUCUAAAUCACCAGCACCUAGCCCAAGCAUCGGGCACACCAUCCUUCGUGUUGGAGACCGCGACCUUCUACGAAGGUACUAUGAGAAAGCAUUCGAAGAUUUCCAGCAAUUGAACUGUCGCGUGAUUGCCAAGUCAUACAUCAAACUAGUGGAACCGAGAAAGCAGGUUCAUUUCCCUUAUAACGGACGCAAGGUCGUCUCCGGUGAAUCGAAACGCGUUGACCCUGAAUUGACUAAGCCUGCAUGGUGGCCAGCUGGUGUCUUGCACAAGGAACCUGACCACCUCCUCAUGCGUGAUCGCCUCCGGCUCCUAGUUCAUAUCCUUUGCGAGCUGAAGGAUAGCCAUGGAAUUACUUCAGAAAGACUUCGCGAGGCGAGUCAGGAUGUACGACGCCAGAUCAACCCACAGCACAGACUUCAAGUGCUGGAUGAAAUUUAUUUUGUGCGACACAUGGAGGAGAGAUACCUAAACGGAGAACUUGAUGGAAACACGAGACUGCAGGUGUCCAAAACACACCUCCCCGAAGCCAUCUUCAUGGAAGAUGAGAUAUCAUCGAGGUUCCCUGAGGCUCCCCUCACCAUCUCGGAUAUGGAAUUUGACAAUUACGAUCAUGGUUACCAAAGCCCUCGCUCAGAAGAUGGAGAUCGUGCACCGCAUUUCCACCACAAUGCUUUGCCUCCUUCUCCCACCAGUGACUCGAGUGAACCACAUACUCCGACGAUCGGGUUUGGAACGCAUCCAUCUGGUAUGACACAGUCCUUUGUUCCAAAUGGGUCACCAAAACCAGUGCUCACGGACCCGAGCCUCCUGCCUAGCUAUUUCCCUCAGCCAUAUCCCCCUGCUGCAAGAGAUAUGGGAUACUGGCCUGGCAUGGCCUAUAUGCCGCAGGCCCAUCACUACGGAUACUGA
Penicillium taxi is the source of this 1386-nucleotide messenger RNA. RefSeq names its product DUF2841 domain-containing protein. The record is from RefSeq and is a predicted model, not a curated record. The transcript has 5 exons. NCBI's taxonomy places the organism in Eukaryota, Fungi, Ascomycota, Eurotiomycetes, Eurotiales, Aspergillaceae. The coding region runs from base 1 to 1386 and encodes 461 amino acids.